UGCCAAUUUCAUGGUUAUGAGACCAAUCAGGUAGUUCGAUGCGGAAAUGCAACAUCAAUAUUAAAUCCAAUAAGGAUCUUCGACAUGGUUAUGUACAACAAUACUUGAAGCUUCUACUGCGAAGAGUUCAUCCUGAUUUAUUUCAGAACCAUCCCAAAGAACAACUUCAAAAUAGUGCUUCUCUACAGGAUUUGUUACCAUUGGUCAACUACGAGAAGAACAAUGACAUAAGGACUAAGAAUUCGCAUCCCAACGAUGCUUUCAAGAACAAGCCUACGAAGUUGGUUUUUUAUUUCAAACCGAUGGGUGACCACUCCUCGAGCAAUCCAUCGGACUCACUUUCCUCUAAUCAAAGCCAACCUCAAUCGAUUGAACAUACAUUUCCUAUUCUAGAGACUAAAGUAUCUCUGCAAGAGUCAAAUGAGGACGCAAAGCGGAGAGUAUUGGAACAGGAAGUUAAGGCGUGGCAGAUGGUUCAAUCAUUUUUGGAGCUCUGUCGGAAGCUGGGUGUAACCGUAAAGGAGCCAGACCAGAAAGAUGUUGCCCGAUAUCUGGAUAUUUGUGUCCAGAAUGCAGAAGCAGAGGGUCAAUCAGCAAAAACGCAAGUUUUACAGAAACCAAUAUCAGAAGUUUUUCAAAGAGAACUUCAGUUUUCGUUUGCAGGGUCUUCUGGACGGGUAGGAUCAUCAUCGGUAGCAGCAGAAUCACUGCCUCUCGUAGGGACGAAUCCAGCGAUUGGAAGCGUUAGCCAGGUGCAACUGGAAAAGAUUGGUGGAUUGCUUCCUGCAAUUGAUACACAAGCUAUGAUUCAGUCGAACCCGCUCCUUUUCAAGAGUCCGGAAAUUUCCUCUGCGAAGCUUAGUAAACUCGUCCGCACGUGGAUUCAUUGGCAAAAGGAAGAUCUGGAUAGUGCAAGUUCUGACGGGAGUCACUUUCGACUCAGCGACUGGUGGAGAAAAGUGCCUCUCAUGGUACUAGGCUCUUCAAAAGAGCGCCAAGAAGCCUUGACGAAGGCACCAGCUGAAAGUAAUGGCAUGUUGAUUGUCGACUUGGAGAUGUCAAAACAAGAUAUGAAAGACUAUCUUGAGAGCAAUUUGAAAAAGAAAGAGCAAGAGUACAGGGAUUUGCUGCAGGCAGCAUCCCCUUCAGCUCCGUCAUCGUCAUCGUCAUCGUCAUCGUCAUCGUCAUCGUCAUUCCACUCUAAUAGACAGUCGCAUCCCCAGAAAUAUACCUCAGACACACCAAUUUCACCCAUACUAUCUCCCGAAGCAGUAUCGUAUCUUGAACGCAUGAGAUCCAGGGCGUUAUUGCAGCAAGCCAGAAUCCGACCAAUGGACAGUCGUAGUUCUGGGAAGCUCAAAAAUAAUCGUAGCAAAAGAUAGUAUAGGUGGAUGAAAGCUAGAGAAUAGAUGAAUAUGC
Lobosporangium transversale is the source of this 1419-nucleotide messenger RNA. RefSeq lists its product as hypothetical. The record is from RefSeq and is a predicted model, not a curated record. NCBI's taxonomy places the organism in Eukaryota, Fungi, Mortierellomycota, Mortierellomycetes, Mortierellales, Mortierellaceae. The transcript is spliced from 2 exons. Bases 39 to 1382 code for a protein of 447 amino acids.